Cherax quadricarinatus is the source of this 1256-nucleotide messenger RNA. Its product is annotated as U-scoloptoxin(01)-Cw1a-like. Gene Ontology annotation, molecular function: chitin binding. The record is from RefSeq and is a predicted model, not a curated record. Gene Ontology annotation, cellular component: extracellular region. Lineage: Eukaryota; Metazoa; Arthropoda; Malacostraca; Decapoda; Parastacidae.
ACUGAGUAAAGUAGCAGUAACAUCACUGAGUAAAGUAGCAGUAACACCACUGAGUUAAGUAGCAAUAACACCACUGAGUACAGUAGCAGUAACACCACUGAGUACAGUAGCAGUAGCGCCACUGCACCGCAAGUCAUUCAUCCUGUCAUCUCCAGCGCUCACUUUUCCCUUUACUAGCGGGUCUCACGAUGUUGCAUCACAAGAAUUCUUCUCUCCCUCCCUCCUCUCCAGUCUAUAUUUAUUCUCAUCAAUGUCUAAGCUCUUAUUUUUUCGUCUUCAAGACUCAUAAAUUCUGAAUAAUACAAUUAACCAGCUCUUUAUUUCUUUUGCUGCUGUGAGUCAAGAGGGGGUGAUGCCACAGGUCUGCAAACAACGAGGACGUUCCAGGUCAUCCUCAGACAGGACGCCUUGUUUAUCCAUUCUUCUCCCCCGGAUUUCCUCGUGAGGGUGGGUCCUGGUGGGGUAUAUAAAGGUGGCAGAGAGCCUGCCAGGGCAUCAGUUCCCUCCUUCCUCUUCUCCCGAAAGCAUCUAAAAUGAGGUCCCUUCUCUUAGUGGGUGUGGCUCUGGUGGGCGUGGCUACGUCUCUGCCACGCCUCGUCAAGAGAGAUUCCACGCCCUUCGCCUAUGAGCUGCCAUCCAACGCUUCCUUCAUCGUCGGUCCCAUCAUCACAGGCUUUGACUGCGCCACCAGAUCUUACGGUUAUUACGCUGACCAGGCCAACGCCUGUGCCAUCUUCCACAUCUGUUUUCCCUAUGUGGAUGCCGACGGCAACUCUCAGAUGAGGAUGUUCUCGCUUCUCUGUGGUGAAGGAACCAUCUUCGACCAGUCGACGCUGACGUGCAACUUCCCCACACACGCCCUGCCCUGUGACGCCGCCUCCUCCCUCUAUAACAUCAAUGAUUAUUUUGGUCGCGAGGACCGCCAGUUCCGGGACGGUUUAAAUGGUAUUUACUAGAGUCACCAGAAGGACCAUCCACGCUCUCAGCUCCUGCCUGUGAUGCUCUCCCUCUGAGGCAGGACCAUCCACGCUCUCGUCAACCACUUCAGGCAAAACCCGUAAUAUUUUCAUCUGCUUGGGGCACUGCUGGAUCUACUACUGUCUGAGCCUCGCUUCACACAGCUUCACACACUGGAGAAACUUUUCAUCUGCAGGCAGUGAUGUUUUAUUGUGUGUGUGUGUGUGUGCACUGAUGAUGUGCAGUUGCACAGAAGCUUAUUAGCAUAAGUUACGAACCCUGUUAGAGAAUUUUGUUUU